Phlebotomus argentipes is the source of this 1825-nucleotide messenger RNA. Its product is annotated as transmembrane ascorbate-dependent reductase CYB561. NCBI's taxonomy places the organism in Eukaryota, Metazoa, Arthropoda, Insecta, Diptera, Psychodidae. Bases 621 to 1355 code for a protein of 244 amino acids. Gene Ontology annotation, molecular function: oxidoreductase activity. The record is from RefSeq and is a predicted model, not a curated record. The transcript is spliced from 2 exons.
AUUCUCUAUCUCUCUUAUCGCUGCCAUUGAUAAAAUGAAAAUUGGGUGAUAAAUUAGCGGCGGGAAAAAAAAUUGGGCGGGAAACCAAACCCUCAACCAAAACUCAACAUAUGGUCACUUAAGAUUCCUCAAUCAUCCGCACAAUAUUUCACUCUCUCUCUGAGUGAUGAAAAAUACCAGGGAAAUUCCUCUGUUUUCCCACCCACACAGACACACGUUGCCGGUGUGGAAUUUAUCGAUUUCAUCCAUCCUUCUGUACUGUGUGCAUAUCGACUGACAAACUCCAUUACUUGUUGCGCAGGUUUCAUCAAAAGCAUCUCCUCUCUUAUCACAAAAUUUUCUCCCCCCUUUAGAAAAAAGCUCACACGAGCGACGAAAAGAGAUGUGCAGCGUCUGUAACGGCAGAGAGAGAGUGAGAUAUCUCCAUCUGACCGAGUCUCCCCCAAUUUUCGCCUUCAUCUCUCAGACUCAUUGGGAGUGUUUUUAGUGAAUCGAGCAACACGCAAUUCCCAUUUUGCUCCUCAAGUUGCAACUCAAAUUUGUGCAAAUACAGUGAAAUUUAUCGAUAUUUUUCACAUGUAAUUGUGGUUCUAUUUAGUCUUUACAAAAUUAAAAACGCAAUGGAGGAAAUUGGAGCAUCGAAUUUAGGUCACUUCAACUCUCUCUACCUCGGCACACUCCUCGUGGGCCUCCUUCUAGUGAUCCUCGUGGGCGGCUGGAUUGGUUCCCACCUCGGCGGCCUGGCGUGGCACAGCAAUCCCGCCGUGCAGUUCAACUGGCAUCCACUCCUCAUGACCAUCGGCAUGAUUUUCCUCUACGGCAACGCCAUUCUCAUCUACCGUGGCUUUCGCAUGACGAAGAAGCGCAACCUGAAGAUCACUCAUGCCACUCUGCACGGUCUGGCCUUCCUGGCCACCGUUCUAGGGCUCAAAGCCGUCUUCGAUUCACACGAUCUCGCCUCACCGCCCAUCCCGAAUCUCUACUCCAUGCACUCCUGGCUAGGAUUGCUGGCCGUCAUUCUGUUCUCUGCUCAGUACCUGGUGGGUUUCAUCUCAUUCCUCGCUCCUGGCCUCAGUCAACCACUGCGGGAGAAGAUUAUGCCCUAUCACGUCCUCUUCGGCCUCUAUGGCUUCGUUGCGGCCGCCGCCACGGCUCUCCUUGGCUUCUCCGAGAAGAUCUUCUUCACCCUGAAGAGUGACUACGCCAAUCUUCCCGCCCAAGGCAUCCUUGUCAACUUCAUCGCUCUCUUUGUCAUCCUCUUCGCCGGUCUGGUGGUCUAUCUCGCCACUGAGAGUCGCUACAAGCGACAGGCUCUGCCCGAGGAUGCCAUCUUGCUCACUGGCCAGACUGACUGAACGCCAGAAGUCACAAAUCUAUCCUCAAAAAGCUUUCUCUUUGCCAUGCUAUAGCCAAGACUUGAUGUAAUAUACACAUAUACAAAGUUAAAUAAAUGGAUGGAUACUUAAUUAACUACAAUAGCUGGCAUUUUCUUCGCCUUUUUGGUAUAUCUUUUAGCCAAAAUGAUAAGACUUUCCACUAACUUUACUUGCAAUUUCCGUCACUUUAAUGCGUUUAAAACAACAUUAAUAUUACGAUAAGAAGUUCAAAGAAAUAAACACAGAUUUCAAAGAAUACUUUUAUCAGUCUUACAACCAAAUAUCUCUCAAUAUCCACUAAAUAAAUUACCCAUAAUGAUAAACCUUCACUUUUUACAACCAACAUUAAAGAAACUUUGACAAUUUAUAUGUCACAAAAGGUAAGAUAUAUUCGUCUGUCUUGUUGCUAUUUUCUUCUUUUUUCAUUGUGACUCAUCAUAAUAGUAAAA